UCAUUAUAUGUUGGGCAAAGUUGAGACAUACACCUAUUUUUUUCUUUUUUCAUUAUGUACACCAUACCUGUCUCUAUAUGGAGUAAUUUUCUUAUUAUAUGGCGUGUAAGUAUUAUUGAACUGUCUUGAACAUAUACUUUUACAUUAGUUUUAUUGAAGCUGUUCCAUAGCGUAGGCAGUGUAAUUUGUGCUCAUUUGGUAUGUGGUGUUUAUUUUCCAUGCAUAUCUGAUUUUACUUACAGCUUAGAUUAGUGUAGUAGCAUAUUUUCGUCAUGGACACAAUUAUUUGAUACUAUUAUGUGUAUUUGGUAUUGUUAUAAUAUUUUAUAUAUAACAACACAGUAAAGAUUACAAUCUAAAGCAUACUAUUCUGCAAUAUUCUCAUUUAUAUACAUAUCAUUUCUACAAAAAUGUUGCGUUUCCUUAUCUCAAAUUAAAGUUUGUACGAAUCCACUUCAAACUCAUCCAAAUCGAAAUUUUCAACGAUAAAGAAGAAGUCGUUAAAUUCCUAAGCAAGAGCAUCCCUAAGUUAUGGCGCCAAACAGACGCCGACUUUAAAAUGCGGCGCAGGCGCACUAGCAGAACGCCUAUCGAUUGUAAACAAAACUCGAGGCGACCGCGUGGUUUGGAUCAGUGUGGCGACGACUCUCGCGAUUGAAGGAGGUAUUGGAAGUGUGUUUUUCCUCUUCCACAUCUUUAAGUUCGAUUAGAGGAAUCGCAGGUUCGCAUCGUUAAUUCUUUACUAAUAUCUUCUAAAGAAGAAACAGAGAAGAACGUAUCGAGCUAUCGACAGAGUCGGCGAUUUCACUUAGCAAUUCGGUGAUCGAGGUUUAAAAGAAAUUGAAAAGAAAUUCCAUCGACAGUCUAUCGAAUUGGCCUACUUCAGAUAUGCAGUUAGUAAGAUACAAGUUAAAUAUGUAUAGAUUCGUGUAAUUGUCUUCUUACCACUCAACGAAUGACGAAGAAUACUCUAACAAGCGAGUUUAAGAGGCGUCUUUGAAGUUCCACUUUGCUCUUUAAUUUUCCUCACUGGUAAACUUUGAUGUUACUUUCGAUCCAAAAAGCGCACAAGAGGAUAACUGGCCUACACGCAGCAACAGGUUUCACAGAGAUUUAUUUCUGUUUUGAGCUGUUCGAUCGAUGAAUCCGAGCAGUUGGACCGUUGCACUGGCUGUUGCUCGCAGCAUAUGUAGCCUGACUUGAAUAAGGGCCCCUGGUAGGACUGCAGGUAGUCUUACAAAAGGGUCCAAAUACAACGUUGUCACAUUUCAUAAGAAACUCAAGGCGGUGGCCUGCGUAACAGCAACAGCGCCCGUCGAAGAGUAAGAUACGAUAAUACAGUACCAAAGGUACAUGAUAACUGCAGCGAUACAAAUAAUGAAGAUCAACAAGCCGAUUUAAGAAAUUGUCGUCAUGAAAUAAUGCUUUAGCGGGAAAAAUUUCAACCGUUUUUUUCUUCGGCAUAGUUCCCAUUUACAUAGAGGAAAGAAAAAGAUAGGCACGAGCCGAGAAAAUAGACGAUUAGUCGAGAUCAACGAUUGUGGAACAGAGUGAACGAUCCAUAUAAACAAUGAGGUCUCUGAAUCGUUCCAUCAUCGAUCAUAUUGUCGAGACUUCCGCUUGAAGUUACCCGCCAAGCGAUUCAGAUACGGACAUUGCCUGGUUGCGAUUUUGAUACUAUAUAUUACGUGGAAUAUCGAUUGACGCUACUUACGAACCGUAAAAAAGAAAGAGAGUCGUAAAAAAUGUCGCUCACCUCGACAGAGGUUUGGAACGAAACCUUGUCAAUAAUGAAUUCGACACUGAACUCGACGCUGAACUCGACGCUGAAUUCGACGCUGAAUUCGACGCUGAAUUCGACGCUGAAUUCGACCCUAAUAUCCAACGUUGUUCUGAAUCCAUCAAAAAGACACGUGACUUUCGCCUCUCAGGUGGUACUCACCCUUGUAUAUAUUACCGGCGUAAUUGGCAAUGUGUCUGCUCUAGUCAUACUUUUUCAUCGAGAUAAGAGGAGAAACCGAAAACAUUUGGUGAUGCUGCGUUGUUUGGCCAUCAACGACCUGGUCGCAUUGUUAGGGAUGAUGGUGCAAAUGUACAUCACGAUCUAUGUAGGCAGUGUGAUGUCUACCAGGGGGUUUUGUUCCCUUCGGGUGGUAUGGAGGCUCUUCGGUUUAUUCAGUGGUUGCGUAGCCAUCGUAAUGGCAGCUGAGAGGUGGCUAGCCUUGACCAGACCCUUCGUUUAUCAGAGGCAGGUGACAUACCCAGCAAUUGUACGUUGCAUGCUAGUGCUCUGGUUAAUCGCCCUGGCGUUGACAAGCAUGCCAGUUAUGGGUUUUGGCGUGUAUUACAAAGGCGAACGAUGUAUUCGAUACAGAGAAGCCACCGAUCCAACUGAUAUCGCCUACGCGUAUGUUUGGUUCGUUUUCGGUACGGGUCUCUGCCUAUCGAUAGUUUGGUGCAAUUUGGCGGUUUCUAGAGCGCUUAGUAGGCUAAAUCACAAAACUGGGCUGCUCCGACGAGUGACGAGAUCUUCUUCAAGAGCGAAACCACUUUUGUCAACGUCAGGACCAACACCAGAAAUCGUCACUACCGCGGAGGAAAGGGCAUUCGCAAGAUUAAUGGCCGUACUAUCAAUAUCGUUUGUUGUCUGUUGGAUGCCACAAAUGAUUUCCAUCCCAUUGGCACAGUUCGCAAUGCAAUUACCUCAGAAGGCGCUAUUCGCGCGAAAACUGAUUCGUAUGUUUCACCUGGCGGCCGAUGUUCUUCUUUGUAUUCAUUUCACCCUGGAUCCGUACAUCUACGUACUAUUGAGAAUGCCACGGCCACGAUUCCGCCUUCUGAAACCCCUUUGCAAGAUCUGUUGGCCAGUAAGAAGCCGGUCGAGUUCGUUCAAUGCUGAUGAAGAACUUUUGGCAGAAGUAGUAUUCUCCUAUCAGCUUAGGCUGAUGUUGAUGAUCCGUACGAUUGAAAUGGAAUCUCUAACACCUGACAGGUACCACAGACCACCAGAGCAGCAGUGGUGAUCCGUCGAACCCGAUCACCGAGGCACCCUCCAUGCCCGUCAGCGAGGAACACGAUCCUCAUUUAGUGGCGGUGCCGAUCUGAGAUAGGCUUCGGCGAAUGAUCUUCCUGAAACGGCUCAAUAGUCACGAUGUUAGGCAGGCUUGAGCUGCACGCUCUUCGAGAACGUUGGAAGAUCUUCGCUUGGUAUAUACACGAGUAACCGCGCUACGAACUUUCAUCGAAUAACUGGCGAAUCCAUUGCUUUGAACUGGAAUCGAUAUCGAGCAAAAUUAUGAAAAAAAUUCGAUGUUACGAAAUUACGAUCAUUGUGUUGGCAAUUAGGAGAAUAUUUAAAAUAAUUUCGAUUAUUAACUAAAAUAUUUUAACCAAUAAUAUCUCAUCAAACGCCUGGCAAACCUAUUACCUUCAGUUGGCAUCGAUAUCGAUCGAAAUAUCGAAAUUACGAAGAAAUUGUACGAUUUUUAUUUUGCUUAACGAUAGAAGGAUAUUUAAAACAAAGGAAAGUUUGAGUAUGAAACUAUUUUCGUUUUAGAUAUCUUCAAUAUCAUGAGAGUGAGUAACUGAGGAAUAAAUCUGAUUAAUUGAGAUUGAUACCUCGCUCAUUUUUCGUGUACAAUUUGCACAUUUUCAAUGUUCAUACAUUUCCUGUACAGUUUUCGUGUUAUUGUACAUGGUACAUUUUACGGAAAAUUUUAAUCGUUGUAAUUUUGGAUAUUUUAAUAUUCUGAUUACCUAAUUAAUUUUUUAACUGUUUUGUAAAAAAGGUAUCGCGCUUUAUAUAUCAAGGGAAUUUAAUGGGACUACAUGAAAAUAUGACAGAUGUUGAUAUUCUUAUUUUCUGUUUUAUUUUUUUUUCUUAUAUAUAUUGUUGAAUUUUAUUAGAGAAGUGAGUAAACAGCAUUCCAAAAAAUUAUUAUGGCACAUGGUGCGUGUAUCGUAUUAAUGGAUGUACAUUAUAUGUAUAUUAAAAUAAAGCUUCAAAAUGUUAUAGAAUACCCGGCAAAAUAUGUAAGACUCUACUCGUUUGCAGUCUGCAAGUGAGAGUGAGUGUUGUUUGUUCGGUGUACUUUUUUAACCCGGGUAUUUUGCGAGAAAUGUAAAAAUUCGCUUCAAAUUGUCUAUAAAAAGAAAAAUAUACACAUAAGAUAAUAUAUAAUAACAAGAAGAGUAGUUAAGUGUAUCAAGAACUAUAUUCUAAGUAAGUAUAAUAAAGUAAGUAAACAAGAAAUGAUCGCAAUGAAAAUUUCGACAUAUGCUUCUGGUAUAGUUGCGUAAAUAUAUGUCUAGUCAAUAAAUUAAUGCAAGUGUGCAGUAGUUACAAAAUGAAUGCAAUGAACCGACAAUUUACCAAAGCAUUAAAUACAAAGCGUAUUUUCAUCAUACAAUGUACUUCCUUAUAAAAUUUAAAUAGAACUUGAGAGAGAAAUAUAUAUAUAUAUAUCUUUCUUUUCUUCAAGAUAUGACACUGAUGGAAAUACUUAUCGCAUAUAAAUAGAUUAAUCAGUAGUCUCGUGCUUUAUACUUAACAAACAAUAAGUUGGUACUUCAUUAGAGGAAGCCGAUGUAACCUAUAGCGAUAAAUACUUUAUCACCUUCUAUUGUAUCAAUAUAAUUAUAUUAAUACAUUUUAAUUACUUCUUUUUUGUAAUAAAUUUGUUUAACAAAUUUGUUUUUUUGUGAACUUUGUAUCACUAUAAAUACUCAGUAUUAAUUCUUAGAGAUCACUUUAGAGAUUUAGAAACGGUUUUCUGUGUUUCUGAUAUCCGAUAGAAAAAAUACAUAUUUUCAAUUCUCAUAGGAAAUAAAUGUUAAUAAUUACAUGUGAUGACAUUUAAAAUGUAAAAUUGAUGGCUUGUCUGAAUCUGUCUGGUGCUACGAUAUGUGAGGAUUAAUAUUUGAAUAUAAAAAUUCAAGUAACUGAAUAAAUUAAUAUUCGUGAGUUACUAAGUGCCAGUUUUAUCGAUUUUACAUCUUAGAUUUCGAAUAAGAUCUUACUUAACUUCGCUAUUAUUAAUAAUAAAUAAAAAAGUAUAAUUUCAAACAAGUGAUAAUCAGCAAUGUGCGUGUAGGAGACAACGAAAUAACGAAACGAGUGGAAAGGAAGGAAUACAUAUAAUACAAAUAUAUUUUAUACGCAAUUACGUAUCUCUUGCUUCUAGACACUUAACAACAUUAAUCAAUAACUUACGGGACGCGAUCGUUGCUGAAUACAUGACAUCUUUCUUCCUUUUUUUUAUUGCACACUAGAAAUAUACCACAGUUGCAUUCGUACACAGUAUCAAUCGCGAUACGUCUGGCGUACUUUCACGUACCUUAAGUAGCUACAAUAAAUAAUAACUUGACUUUUUAAUUCCACGCUCGUCUCCCACGUUUUACGCGUCGAUCAAAGAUCUAUCUACGUUCGUUCGAUCGCUACGUUCAUGUUCGCUACGAGAUAAACAAAAAUACACAGAGACGAUCGUAACGAAAUUUCAUAGAAUUUGUAAAUAUUCCUUGUUGACUAACAACACGUUGACUAACAAAAGAUCGUCUACGCUUCCAGUACACGCAGUUGCAUCUCUGACCAUCGCACCCCAUACGAUUCUAGUUCACCAUCCAUCACAGGCACACGCGUCAACGACAGUUAGAACGAUAUGAUUGCACGCGUUGUCUCGCGAAAAGAUCGAUACUUUUCAAUUCGCGAAAGGGCGCAAAGUCCAAGGCAAAUAUUCACGAUUCUCUCGUCUUUCUUUUUCACUUCUUUUGUUCUAGCCUUCUCACACAAUCGAGCUCAAUCGCAUGCAAACAUGUAUAUACGUUUCGGCUACGAUAAUAGAAAUCACACCGAUAAACAAAAUAUAAGCCCGUACGCGGUCAACAAUUUUUAUUAGCAACAGAUUGCAUAGUUGGUGGAAGAGAUAUAAUAAGGUCAUAAAAUUGGACAGCUAUUGAUAUGUACGUUCUGAGAACUAAAAGAAAUGAAAUUUAAGGAACAUAAGAAAGAACAAGGCGUUCGAUAGCUGGUUCAAGACCAUCGGAUUAGAAUUUCUUCAUUUUUUCUAAUAUGAUAGAAAAAGUUUUAGGAGAUUUUGAGAAUUUCAAGAAUUCGGCUUUUAUGGCUUCAAUUCUAUGUUACCGGGAUUAUUUCGAGUUUAUCUAGAAGGAAUUAUGUUUCGACGUUUCACCAGCAUUAUAAUUAUGCUAUGCAGAGGUUCAAGUGACGCAUGAGACUGUCGUGUGUCUUGUAGUACAAAGAGUAUAUAUAAUAUAUAAUAUAAUGACCAUGUUACCGUUGAUCACCAAUCAAGUUUCAUAUAAUUGAUCAGCUAAACAAUUAAAAAAAUUUUGUACAGAAUACAAUCUAGAAAACAGGUUGUAAAAAUAUAUAAUUUGCUGUUUUGCAUAUAGUGCACACAUUUCAUAUAAAUAUUUUAGAUAUCAAUAUAAAAGUAACUUUUAUAGUCUGAGAUUCAGGACAUUUUUAUAAGAUGCAUACCGCUAUAUGUUUGAUUAAUAUUUUAAUUUACGACCUCGUUAUAUCAAUUCUAACAUCUAUGCCUUGCUUUCGAGCGAUAGGCUUGCGAACAACAAUUUAUCACACAUACAGGUAUGUCGAUAAUUAUAUACACAUCAAAAAGAUGUCUCUAUUUCUAUGAUAGUAGAGCGAAUCUUGUAAUUGUUUUUCGGUUCGAGCCGGUUGUGGGAGAUCGAAAAUCAAGGCUCUAAUGCUUCCUGCGAAAUGUCGUAUCAAUAUCAUUGAUUGAAUAUAAUGGUUAUGUGUAGGGCUAACAUGAUUCAUUAUAUUGUGUUCUUUAAAAUUAUGCGACUCAGUCUUGAAGCAUUUUGAAGCAUCGCCGGCUCUUCCAUCAAAAUGAUACAGCCCUCAGAAACAUUCACUCCAAUAAUCUUUUACUUUUUUUAAAUAUAAUUUUUGUCUCUUUUUUGCAUAUGUUAUAGAUAUAAUUAGACAACGCAUUCAUACAAUUUCUUUCAAUUUUCAUAAUCGAAGGAUAACAAUUUUUAUUUUUUUUUUUUUAAUUUUCUGCUAUGACCAAACGCCGUCAUAAAAGUAUAAUAAUACUCUGAAUAUCUCACCUUGGCUCCGCGAGAAAUCUAAAAUUCGUAAAAUGAAUUCAAGGAAGAUUAGAUAACAUACAAUCGAGUAUUUUGAAAGAGACAUCCGAAGCUGUAAAAUGUCCUCGGUCCUGAUUAAAAACGAAUCAUUGCGAUAAAGGCGAGGAUUUUAUAGUUACGACUUCGGUAUCUAUGAAACUAAUCAACGUGCGAACAUUCGCGCAAAAAUAAAAU
Bombus huntii is the source of this 7311-nucleotide messenger RNA. RefSeq names its product prostaglandin E2 receptor EP3 subtype. Lineage: Eukaryota; Metazoa; Arthropoda; Insecta; Hymenoptera; Apidae. Gene Ontology annotation, biological process: positive regulation of cytosolic calcium ion concentration; inflammatory response; adenylate cyclase-activating G protein-coupled receptor signaling pathway. Gene Ontology annotation, molecular function: G protein-coupled receptor activity. The record is from RefSeq and is a predicted model, not a curated record. The transcript has 6 exons. The coding region runs from base 1746 to 3023 and encodes 425 amino acids. Gene Ontology annotation, cellular component: plasma membrane.